CAAACAGAACAUUCAAGGCACAAAAGGAACCAACAGAGCGUUAUUUCUUAGUCACAAAAGGCCUAAGGUACGACAUGAAGUUGUGGACUUAGAAGAUUGAAUAGUGUGAUGAGGUCGAAGUCCUGUUUGUAAAUUUUAUAUGUGAAUAUGGGACUAGUACAGUCAAUUUCUAAAGACAGAUAGUCACCUAUCAGCAACAAGGGUCUCCAGAUUUCUCAAGUGGAACCAAAAAAAAAGAUGACGUUUUAUCAACUGCUUGCACUUGCCAGUGUUUGCCUGUCAGGAGUGUCUCCAUCGGUUCCUCCAAUAGAGUUGAGUUUUCUGAUUGACGUGUCUAACAAUGCUCUUGCUGGCGCCACCAAUGUUGUCAAUUUCGAUAUUCUGGAAGACCAACUUCGCGCCAUCUUCAAUAGCUCUGUGCUGAAUCAGGGCGGAGAGGUCAGCAUCGGAGCAUACGGUUAUAGUUCUGACUCGAUUGAAGUCAUCCCCUAUUGGACCUCUCCUAGCAACGCCCCAAACACAUUGUCAAAGUUGCGCUUACUGGCCAACGGGGAAUCAUUGACUUAUUAUGGACUUCGAAACAUCGUGACUGCACCAAGGUACAACUCGAGCAUUCUUUUUAUUAUAACAUCCCAAGGCUCGUACUACAGCAUGAGAAGAAGACAGGCCAUUGCUGACGCUGUCAGAGUUCAGUUUGUAUUGGGAUGGAGAAUCAAAGUUAUAGCUGUAGCGAGUGGCCAACCCCUGGACACAACCGAACUUUCUACCAUCGACCCUAACUACAUCGUUCUUAAUGGUAAACCUAAAAACUACGUGGAUCUUUCGUCGGAGGUCAUUGGACUUGUCAACGCUACACUCAAUGCUUAUUCCAUUCAACCUGCAAACGCACCAGUGGAACCACCCACUACUGCUUCACAAACGACUCAAGGGAUUAUAUCAACAACUGCGUCUCCUGUGCCCACAGCUGUAGCCAGCUCUCCAGCAACAGUCAUCAGUAGUCCUAACUCAACUCCAGAUAAAUACUCCAGUAACUCUAGCUCAACUCCAGGUAUAUACGUCAGUAGCCCAAGCUCAACUCCAGAAAAUUACGUCAGCAGUUCUAGCUCAACUCCAACUAAAUACGUCAGUAGCCCAAGCUCAACUCCAGAAAAUCACGUCAGCAGUUCUAGCUCAACUCCAACUAAAUACGUCAGUAGCCCAAGCUCAACUCCAGAUAAUUACGUCAGCAAUUCUAGCUCAACUCCAACUAAAUACGUCAGUAGACCAAGCUCAACUACCGGUAACUUUAACUCAAGUCCAGUACCUCCAGAAACAACAAAGACUGCCAUCAAAACAACAACAGAACCAUCGACUGCUGAACCUUCUGCCACAAGAUGUCUAGCUCAGUUGUUGUUCCUACUUGACCUUUCGCAAACUGCACAGGAAGCAGCAUCCAGUAGCUUCGGUGAUGCCAAUUUUGAUAUACUGGAAAAUCAGUUGAAAUUAGUCUUCAACUAUUUGAGUUUCAACUAUAGAAUUCAAGUCAGAAUAGGAGCUUUUGGUUACAGCGGUUCUCAAUCUGUGCAAAUACUACCUUACCUGACCUCCCCGGACAAAGGAAGAAGCAAAUUAUGGAAACUACGGACAAUAUCGAACGCUGACUCCUGGAUGUACUAUGGACUGAGGGCUGUUACGACUAAGGCUAAAUUCAAAGAAAACUUUCUCUUUCUUGUUACUGCCCAAGGGUCUAAUAAGAAUGAAACAAUGCAAAACAAAUCUGAAGAAGCUGAUAGAGUGAGAAGCCUUGGUUGGAACUUGAGAGUAUUCGCUAUGAAGAGUUCAAGUCCUUUGGAUGUCACUGAGCUAUCCAGCAUAGAUCCGAAUUUUGUCACACUCUCGGACAUACCCAAGAGUUACAGCGGACUUUCAAGGGAGUUAAUCAGCGCUAUUGACACCUUGUGCGAUGGAAGAGUCAAUCCAGGGGUGACAAACAAUUGUGAAUCCUAAAAGUAGACGAGUCAGAUGUGAGCAGAUGUGAGCCCAACACAAGCAGCGAAGCAGAAAACCUUACCAAUGAUGUUCCAUUUUUUUUUACAUUAAAUAAAUACACGCAUUAACAGA
Biomphalaria glabrata is the source of this 2100-nucleotide messenger RNA. RefSeq lists its product as uncharacterized. The record is from RefSeq and is a predicted model, not a curated record. The coding region runs from base 238 to 1986 and encodes 582 amino acids. NCBI's taxonomy places the organism in Eukaryota, Metazoa, Mollusca, Gastropoda, Planorbidae. The transcript is spliced from 11 exons.